Molecule: messenger RNA, 2616 nt
Organism: Lodderomyces orthopsilosis Co 90-125
Lineage: Eukaryota; Fungi; Ascomycota; Pichiomycetes; Serinales; Debaryomycetaceae
Gene: EMC9
Product: Emc9p
Exons: 1
Coding region: 1-2616 (871 amino acids)
Source: RefSeq, a predicted model, not a curated record
AUGCAUCAAACACUGACCACUGUGAAUAGAAAAUCAAGGUCGCUGUCGUCAGUCACUUCACAGUCACAGUCACAGUCACAGUCACAAUCGACCUCAGCUUCAACUGGCAAUUCAUCGGUGUCUUCCAAAACAUCAUCAUCACGUAUGCUCGCACUGUCGCAACCAACAUCAUUUCAUCAUCAUUACCACUUGAAUGGCAAAAAUGGGGCCACUAACAACAGUAGUGGGCACGUUGAGUCUGCUGGUGAUAGGAGAGGCCCAGUUGCAAAUGUGAAUAACAGGGUGUCUUUGGAAACACCACCAGUUGAACACCACCAUCAUUAUCAUCAUCACCACCACCAUCAUCCACAACCAUCGUCCAUUUUUCCCAAUUCCUCGAGUUUACGUGAUAUUUUAUCACUUGUUUUUGUUACAUUGUCGUUACCUCAAUCCAUUUCAUUGCUUAUUUGCAUCUUGUAUCUAGUUUUGGGCUCAAAUUUCAUGGGAGGCAAGUUCCUAAUCAAUUUUAUGCUUCCAAAUUCUCAGAAACCAGUUUUUAAAGGAAUAAAAAAUAUAUCUUCUUCAGCAAUAAAAGUUAUCUUAAUUGAUUCCAUUGUUUAUUUGACUUUAGUGAGAUUUAUCAAGAAAAAGAGUUAUUUCAAUUAUUUGAUUAUGUUGUCGAAAUCAAUAGUAUCGAGUGAGUUGAUUGGAGCUUCAUCGAUAUAUUAUAUCAACUCCAUAUCAAAUAAGAAAAUUACUAGCAAGAUCCAAUAUGAUGAUAGAAGACGAAGUUUUUUCAACAGUAGUCUAAUGAAUGCUAUAUUUUGCUUUAUAAUCAUCAAUUAUAUUAAUUAUUUGUUGAAUUGGUUUCAAUUUGCAUCAGUAUCUAUCUAUCCAUCAACAACUACAACAAAUACCACCAUGACAACAACUACAACUUCAACCCCAAUAGCAUCUUUAAAAUCAUUUAACAAUCUUGCAUCCAGGAUCAUACCAAUUAAUAUAUCAUAUAUAAACAAUUUGAAUUUCAGUGAGUACAAGAUUCAAUUAUAUUUGUUCUUAUCGAUUCAUAUUAUUAAUCGUGCAUUAUUUACCCGGAAAUCAACAAUUGUACAAAACUCAGUACCCAGUAUCAAUGAAGAGAUAUCGGUGAAUGUUGAUGAGAAUAGAUUGAUGGAUAUCAAAGUUGACUUGAGUCAAACGUCAACAAAGAAUAAUUGGAAUACCAUUGCUUAUAAAAACUUUGAAAAUUUUGUUGUUUCUCCAUUCAAUAGUAAAUUGAUCAAUUUAAAGAAUAGAAUGAGAGCAGCAUCUUUGUCGAAACCAAAAUUGGGCUCCUCAGGAGUAGCAAGUUUGACUCCGUACUCAUUGGGAACAUCACCAAGUGCUGCUGUAACCACACCCACAUCCAUAGCCACAUCCGCAGCAACUUCUUCUUCAGUUGCACCGUCUUCGACACAUGCUUCAUCCACGCCAACAUCGAUCACCACUUCAUCCAAAAUGACUCCAGUGUCAAAAUCCUUAACCACAACCACAAUUUCACCAAAUGUUACAGUUGUGGAAAAUACAAUCAUCAUCCAGCCAUUUUGGUCGAUUGUAGCUGCAUGCAAGGCAAUUUUAAAGAAUCCAAACUUGUUUAACGGAGAACCAACACGAAAAAAUGCUGAUACAGGUGUUAGUGAUACUGCCGACGUUGAAAGGAAGGAAUUGCCGAUUGCUGUUGUUGCCAUUGAUUCAAGUAAAGUAGUUUUGAAAUUAUUGUUCAAUGAAGUCGUUAAAAGUUUAAAGGUUAAGUUGAAUAACGUCAACUGGUCUUAUUUCAAAUUGGGUGAAGAGUCGGGUACACGUUAUAUCACGAUUUAUGGAUUGACUCCUUUAUUUCAAUAUGAGGUGGAGAUUUUGGAUGGUGAUGUAUUGCUUAAUCAUUUUUUAAUCAAUACCACUAAUGGCAAUGAUCAAAUUAUCAAUAAAUCUAGUGGAGAAACAUCAUCGCUCGUUACUUUACAAACUUCAUUAACUUCAACAAUGACAAAUUUGAACAAUCUCAAACUUAAGUUGAAGAAAUUCAAAAAGGAUGAAAAUAAAAAAGUUUCCGAUUUGAAAAAUUCCAUUGAUGUUGUUAAAAACAAAAUAUCCAAAUACAACAAUGCUAAACCAGUGAAUGAAAAUCGUGUUUAUGGUAAAAUCCAGGGAUUGAAGCAUUCGGUAUUACAAUUGGAGAAUGAAAUUGAUUGUAUUCGAUUAGAAAUUGAUUCAUUAGCUCAAGAAGAAGAAUCAUUACAACACCAAUCAAAACAAAAGCAGGAUUUUCAACUUGAAGAAAUCAAACAAUUGGAAUUAGAGUACACACAAUAUGAAUCUCGUCUUAAGGAUUAUAAAUCAAAUUUGAUCAAACUACAACAAGAGCAAACUAAUUUAUCCGCCAAAUAUCAAAAACUAUUAUCUCGUCAUGAUGCUAAACAAGAAGAAUUGAAAUCGAUACAAUUGGAAUUGAAGAAUUUAAAAAAGGGGGAAAUUUUGAAUAAGUUUGCUAAACGGAUUAAAAAGACAAAUGAGAAAUUUGAUACUAUAAUACCUCGGAUAUUGCAUGAAACUGAAUUAUUGAAACAAGAAUGUGCUGAAAUAAUGGAUGAAUAG